GAAUAAACUAAAAGCCAUGUCAACCUGGUUGAGAGUACUGCUGUUAUUGGCUGCUGGCAGUUGUUGCAUUAACGCUUACUGCAACGAGACUGCUGUUAAAAGUAUUAAGAACUUUUGGGGUAAAAAGCCACCACACGUGUAUUUACAAAAGCUGGUUGGGACACUAACAUAUGUCUGGAUCUCACCAAGUAUUCUGGGAGGUCAAAAUCUGACAUGUUUCCAGACAACGGUUGCCACGGAUGAGAUGUCUGUUAAGGACUACAUGGUUGACGUUGAUGGGUCCACUUCAACCUCAAUUGAUUAUUUCUAUCUUUUGGAGCGGCCAGGUUAUAUCACCCUUACAUCCCCGGGCUCCCCGGAUGACUGGGCUCAUGUAGUUUAUUUCCAUAGCAAGAGACAUGUCAUGGCGUACUACCAAUGCAGUCCAACAG
Molecule: messenger RNA, 431 nt
Organism: Homalodisca vitripennis (glassy-winged sharpshooter)
Lineage: Eukaryota; Metazoa; Arthropoda; Insecta; Hemiptera; Cicadellidae
Exons: 4
Source: RefSeq, a predicted model, not a curated record